Messenger RNA from Punctularia strigosozonata HHB-11173 SS5, 893 nucleotides. RefSeq lists its product as uncharacterized. NCBI's taxonomy places the organism in Eukaryota, Fungi, Basidiomycota, Agaricomycetes, Corticiales, Punctulariaceae. The annotation marks the transcript as partial. The transcript has 8 exons. The record is from RefSeq and is a predicted model, not a curated record.
CGCGAGUUUGUGCCUGGCCCCCGGUGAAGAGAUGACCAUAUGGGCCGGGCCUGUUUAAGGCCAUUACCCAGUGGACGUCCAAGCCUUCCCGCUCUCGGAGGUCAUGGACGGAGGUUGCCCGCCUACUGGAUGUGGCGGCGGACGGAGACCUUCUCUCUCUAUGGAAUAUACAACCGAUGCACCCCCUCCUGCUUUGCACCCCUCGACCGGCCACUCGGCGGGUUACAUUCGCGUCGAGCUUCAAGAGUUGCAGGGAGCCGAUCGGGGUAGGAAAUACGGUGUCAAGGACCGCCGACCUCUCGACCCGCCCCCCGUCGUGCAGCUACGGCUUCACAGGACGAUCGAUAUCGGAGGCAACAACUUAGUGGAAAGAGAGAUAGAGGACUACAGGGAUGUUCAGGUUUCUGGCCUGAUAUGUCAUAUCGACGCAUAUCCAUGGCCAGAAACACCUCAGGGAGCAGGCACGCAGAUUACCAUACCAUCGGACGAGACCCGUCAAAACACCUCGUUGUCGGCGCAGCACACGUCCUUCACUUGGAGGACUGCCGUAAGGCCGGCCCACCCUGUACCCCCGACUCUGGAUGACCUGCCAGCCUUUCGGCAACCUGAAAGGCCGGACCCCGACCCAGUCCUUGCCGUCAUCAAUGGACUGGCGAUACGAGAAUCUCACUCAGUGACGACCGACAUAGUUGGUACCCGGGCGGUGGAGGCGCAGAUAAUCACUCACGAAGCCCAAUAUAUCAUCGUGUUUGUGUUUGCAGAUCUUGCGAUGAAACGCGAGGGGAACUUUCUGUUCAGAUACAGGGCAUUUGACUUGCUAUCGCCCAACAAAGAACACAUGGUAGCCGAAGGAAGGGCCCCGAUUCCGAUGCUGGCCGAGUGCUUCUCGCGAG